AUAUAACUCAGAACGGAGAGACUGGAUCGGUGAGGAAUGCUCCAGAAUUCCCCCAAAUCCUCUUCGUGCCAUCUCCAAUCCCUAGCCCAAAUCUUACAAAUCCCACAUGAUUUUCAUCAUGGCAUCAGGGCAGGUUAAUCUGAUGUGAUUUUGAUCUUGAUGGCGGCUGAUUGAGGCGCUGUGUCGCCGUGAUUUCUGGCUGUGGGUGUUGGUUGCUGCGCACCCAUCUCCGUCGUACGCCGGCGGCCGCUGUUCUCUCGAAGCUGCGGAAGGAGCACCGCGACCGGCGUACUGUUGCCUGCCGCAUCGCCGACCACCGUCUGGUGCGGCUGCGCUGGAUGCUGUAUGCUUGGGCUGGUCCAUCAGGAAAUUACUUGGUGAUGCUGCGUCGCCCAUGUCCAAGCAGUAAGCUAGCUUGCUAGGUGUCCGAUUGAUUGCAAGGCUAGCUGAUUGAUAGUGGUGCGUGCAUUUGGUGCUUCUCCUGGUCUAGUCCCGUGAGAUUUGGUCAGGCGUGCAUACAAGUACAGUUCACUUUUCUUUGUCACUGCAUUUGGUCAUAUGUGUGAGAAGAAAAUAGUGUGUGCGCCUUCCUCUGGACAAUUGUGAUUAGUGCCGCUGGAAAGCUCGUAUUGCUGGGUGUCCGGAUUAAAAUACUCUGCUCGUGCCUGUGUGCAUUUGAGAGCAACUCGUAGAAGUACAUCUACUUGCCAUCAACAUUUUGUACUAGUGUACUGUUGCUAGCGGAGUGCUGCAAAAUCAAGUCAUGUGUGACUAGCUCCUGGUUGGGUUGUAGUGAGUCAUGGAAGAUCCAACCAAGGAGAAAUCAGGGGAUUCUAGUGUGGAUAAGUUGUAUGAGAUUUUAAGCAAAGUAUUUGAGCAGCAACAGCAACAACUCAAAGUGGUUCCUGAAGCAAUCAAGUAUGCACUUGAGCCUAAUCCAGUAAAGUUGGGUGGACCGAGCAAUUACAUCAGCUGGGCGCGUCAUGCCCAGUUAAUUCUGAAUUCUCAUGGCUAUGAAGAAUUGCUUAGUGCUGAUGAAGAGAAACUGAAAAGUGGCACUAGCACAAAACAAAUUAAUGAUAGAGUGUUGGUCUGGUUAUUAGGAAGCAUGGAACCACCUAUUCGAGAACAAGUUGAGACUAUGACUACUAUAUUUGAAGUGUGGAAAGCUUUGGAGAAGCAAUUUUCAGGAAAGUCAAAUAAGAUGCAGGCUACUCGCAUCAUGCAUGAGUUGACUAACUUGAAGCAAGGCUCGAAAUCAGUGACUGAGUAUGCAGGUGAGAUGAAGAGACUGUACAGGGAGUUGCAUUAUUACCACCCUUUUGAGCCUGUUGAUAAGAAUGACAUGACUGUUCACCAUACCUGGUUUGAACCGUUUGUGGGCAAGCUCUUCCUCGAUGGCCUAAAUCAGGAGUUUGAUCUCCGUCGCCAGCUUAUAUUCUCCAAGACUGAAUGGCUAAGCCUUGACGAUAUCAUUUCCAGUGUGAUUGAGGAGGAGACUCGUCUUGCUCAACCCAAGGAGCAUGGUCAAGAAAAAUCAGAUGCACGUGCAGCCCUAUCCAUACAAGCUCGUCGUGCUCCUAAGUCCUUUCGUAAAAUAGAUAAAAGCAAACUUUUUUGCAACCAUUGCAAAAGGCCUGGACACACAAAGGAUGCAUGUUUUGAACUGCAUGGCUAUCCAACUUGGUGGGAAAAAGGAAAGUCUCAGCCAGGGGGAGGUCAGGGAGCUCAUAAAAGACAAGCUAACCUCACUACAUCCAAGGGGGGGCUACCGGUGGUAGAUGUGCAAGCUCUUGAGGAUUUCACCUCCAAGCUUAGUCUCUCAGAAGACUUGUCUUCCUCCCAGGAUUCCUCUACAGUUGAAUCUAGUUUCCAUGCUACUUCACACAAAGGAGCUAGGGACAGGGAGACUAUUGGGGACUGGGACCGUGCAUGAUGGACUCUACUAUCUUGAUGAAGGAAGUGAUGAAGUUGCUUUUGCGUUAUGCUUGUCUCCUAGUCAAGAACUACUACUAUACCAUCGCAGGCUUGGGCAUCUCUCUUUUGUUGCACUGUUUCGUAUUUACCCCUCUCUUUUCAAAUUGUGUCCUAGGGAGAUCCUUGCAUGUGAUGCUUGUGAAUUGGCUAAACAUACAAGGGGUUCAUAUCCUAGUAUAGGAUUAAGAAGUGGCAAACCAUUUGAAAUGAUUCACUCAGAUGUUUGGGGACCUUGUGAGGUUCGUUCAAUUUUUGGGCAUCGAUGGUUUGUAACUUUUAUCGAUUGCUUUAGUCGCUACACUUGGCUUUAUCUCCUGAAGCAUAAGAGUGAUGUGUGCUCGGUUUUUAA
This is a messenger RNA of Triticum aestivum (bread wheat), 2326 nucleotides long. RefSeq lists its product as uncharacterized. Lineage: Eukaryota; Viridiplantae; Streptophyta; Magnoliopsida; Poales; Poaceae. Bases 800 to 1936 code for a protein of 378 amino acids. The transcript is spliced from 2 exons. The record is from RefSeq and is a predicted model, not a curated record.